Messenger RNA from Penicillium psychrosexuale, 1917 nucleotides. Its product is annotated as transcriptional regulator family TF. The transcript has 9 exons. Lineage: Eukaryota; Fungi; Ascomycota; Eurotiomycetes; Eurotiales; Aspergillaceae. Bases 1 to 1917 code for a protein of 638 amino acids. Gene Ontology annotation, molecular function: DNA-binding transcription factor activity, RNA polymerase II-specific; DNA binding; zinc ion binding. The record is from RefSeq and is a predicted model, not a curated record. Gene Ontology annotation, biological process: DNA-templated transcription; regulation of DNA-templated transcription.
AUGGCGGGCUCCAGCUCACGAUCUACCAACGCAUGCGAAACAUGCCGAAAACGCAAAGUAAAAUGUUCCGGUGAUAAACCUUGUCGUGCUUGUAUCAAACACAACUGGGAAUGCACUUUCGGUCAUUCCGGCCGCAGACGGUUUUCUGAAGCCCAAGUGAAACAUCUCUUGGAAAAAGUACGAACCUAUGAAGAGCAGCUGAGCUCAAACUCAACGGACCUGACCUCCGGGCCUGCAUUCGAGUCUCAAGUUAGAUCGCUUCUUGACAGGUCGCAUUCUAGUGACCGCAGCUUUCAUGGAUCUACUUCAAAUUUUCAAUAUCGGGCUGAUCGAUUACCUCAGUGGACGUCGGUCAAAGAGCUCGUUGACAAUGUUGCUGGAGUAACUUUCCCGUCUUUGGAGGAAUCACAGCACUUGCUUGAUCAAUUCCUUUUCUAUCUUGGCGUGAGCCAGCAUUUCUUUGACCCACGAUCUUUCUCGGACGAUCUUAUGUUGCUAUUUCAGAGCCCGGAGACAAGACAACAGCAGAUCAACUCUCCUUGGUUUACAGAAUAUCUUUUGGUCAUGGCCAUGGCAAAGCUCAUGGAUGUAAAACAUCCCACAUCACAGACACCUGGAACGGACUUGUUCGCUGAAGCCUUGAAGCGUCUUCCUCCGUUGCAUCAUAUGGGCGGGGAAGGUGUUGUCGCCGUCGAGAUACUGACUCUGAUUGCUACAUAUCUACAGUGGUGUGACCGUAAACACGAUGCAUAUCUCUAUAUUGGACUCGCACUGCGGCUUGCCAUUGCUCUUGGGUGCAAUCUGCGGGAAGUCGACCAACGCUGCCUCCCUUCUCAAAGUGCCCACAGAUUAAGACUCUGGUGGACAGUGUACAUGCUCGACAGGCGCCUCUCUUCAGGUCUCGGGCUGGCUGCAGGGGCCGAUGAACGACAGCUACGCACUGAACUCCCGCGGAAUGCGAUGGGGUUCCAGUCACCAGUUGCCCUUGCCAUCAAUGUCCGUAUUGCGCGUGUCACUGAUGACAUAAUGUCAACUCUGUAUGGCAAUAAGUCAAUCACCCAACUGGAAUUGGUCCAAAAGAUCCAGGGAAUUCUCCAAGAACUGCAUGACACAGGCCGAUCAUUCCCUAAAUCUUUGGUGUUGGACUUCAAUCGACCUUUACAAUCGGCCAUCAUCCUAUGCACACGGCCAAUAUUACUUCAAAGAGCUCGGUUUGAAGCUCAGAGCCAACAGCAGUCGCGAUCUACUGAACCGGCGCCGAGUAUGCUGCUGCGUCUCUGUGAUACAUGUGACGAGGCAGCCACCAGAAGUCUCGCAAUACUUGAAUCACUUCGUCUCCAGCAAACCAUCCCCCGGUAUGGCUUUUUUGAUCUGGACGCAACAUUCUCCGCUGCAUUUGUUCUGGUCAUGGUGGGCUUCUUGGACAAAUCACAGAGUCAACCACCGCCAGCGCUUGAUCAAGCAUCAAAAGUACUUCGAUUUCUAUCAAAGUCUGGCAAUCUGGCUGCCGAGCGACGCCUGCAGGAUAUUGCACAAUCUUAUUCGCACGUUUGGCCGAAUCAUGUUUUCGAUGCAAAUACCUCGCACAGCGAUGCAGCUACCCAAGACACGACCCAGACAUUUACAAUAAGUCCAGGCUCAAGACAAGAUGCCUUGUUGGCUUCCUUAGAUCCUCCACCAUAUAUGACUGUAGCCUCAAGUGGCCGGGGUGACCAUCAAGAUGAAAUCAGGUUACUCGAGCCAUGGUCUAACAUGGAUGUCCCAGACGCAAUGUUUGAUAUGCAGGGAGACUGGAAUCUAGAUCUUUCCGGAGAAGCAGAAGGGAUUUAUUCUAGUUUCCAUAAUCCGACAUUACCACUGACCGGGGUUGACUACAUCGACUGGUUGGAGAUUGAGAAAGUAUUCAACGGUCCAUAG